This is a messenger RNA of Pyrus x bretschneideri (Chinese white pear), 1640 nucleotides long. Its product is annotated as transcription factor bHLH91-like. The record is from RefSeq and is a predicted model, not a curated record. Gene Ontology annotation, biological process: anther wall tapetum development; regulation of DNA-templated transcription. Gene Ontology annotation, molecular function: protein dimerization activity. NCBI's taxonomy places the organism in Eukaryota, Viridiplantae, Streptophyta, Magnoliopsida, Rosales, Rosaceae.
AGAGAGAGAGAGAGAGAGCAAAUUAAAGAUACAAUUCUCUCUCACCUCCACAGAUAUCAUAUUUGCAGUUUCAGUCCAUAAUAGUCUGAAGGCAAAGAGACGCAGAGUUUUGGUCCAAAAAUGUAUCAAGACACAGUAAGCUGCAACUUUGACCCAAACCUUCUUCCCCCACCACCGCCGCCGCCGCCGCCACAACAACCGCAAGUUCUGAUGGAAGAGCUUUCUUUUCAUCACCAUCACCAAAAUCAUCAUUCCUCCAUGGAGAUGGAGCUCCAGAACGAACUUGGGUUCAAUGUCGAUAACCCAUACAACACCACCACUGACCAUGACACCAACAUCAACAAUUCCCAUUUGGUGUCCUUUGAUCACCCAACAAAUUGGGACAACAACAUUCACGGAGUCCAUGAUCAGAUGCAGCAACAAUUCCCAGAUGGUACUACUUCUCCUACUUCUACUCCAUACCCACAACCGCCUGACCUUCUCAACCUUUUCACCUUACCCAGAUGCUCCCCCUCCUCUCUUCUUCAAAACUCAUCCAUCACCUUCACAAACACGCUCCCAAAAACCUCAACCUCUUUUGGGUUCCUCGGAGACCUGCCCAGCGCGGUUGACACCCCACUGGGGACGGCUUCUUCCGUUCUGUAUGACCCACUUUUGCAUUUGAACCUGCCUCCACAGCCGCCAAUGUUCAGGGAACUGCAUCAGUCUUUACCACAUGGGUACACCUUGCCUGGCUCCGGAAAUGGGUCUUUGUUCAGUAGCGGUGGCGAUGAGAGGGAAGGGAGCGGAGGAGGGAUUUACCCAGAUCAUGGCACUAUUAAUGCGUCUAUAUUUGAGAAUGGAGUGAUGGAGUUCUCCAGAGAAAUGGGUUCUAUUGGAAGGGGAAGAAAUCUCAAAGGGUCCAAACACCUUGCCAUUGAUCGCGGUCGGAGACAGCAGUUGAAUGACAAGUUCUUUACCUUGAGGAGUUUGAUUCCCAACCCCACCAAGAAUGAUAGAGCAUCAAUUGUGGGAGAUGCGAUUGGUUACAUAAACGAGCUUCUGAGGACAGUGGACGAGCUCAAAUUGUUGGUGGAGAAGAAAAGGCGUGGCAGAGAGAGGAGCAAGAGGCACAAGACUGAACAAGAUGGUGGUGCCGGAGAUGAUGAGAACUGUAAUGUGAAGUUUGAGCCUCGUGACCAGUCCUACAACAACGGUUCUCUGAGGAGCUCGUGGCUGCAAAGGAAAUCCAAAGACACCGAGGUCGAUAUCCGCAUUAUCCACGACGAGGUUACCAUCAAACUGGUGCAGAAGAAGAUCAACCUGUUGCUGUCUGUGUCCAGGCUUCUUGAUGAGCUGCAGCUUGAUCUUCAUCAUGUUGCUGGUGGCCACAUUGGCAAUUCCUACAGCUUCUUGUUCAAUACCAAGAUGUAUGAAGGGUCUUGUUUGUAUGCAAGUGCUAUUGCUGGCAAGUUCAUUGAGGUUCUGGACAGACAAUAUUCAGCAGUUCCACCUACCAGCAGUUAUUAGGAACGCAUUUGAUGGUCAUUGAAUUAAUAUUAAGUCUUCUAAAUAGUAUCAUUUUCUUGUGUUGGUUUUACUAAAUGAUUCUGAAUACUUUAAAUGCAAUUCAAUAUAUAACUAGUAUCAUUCCAAUUGUU